AAUUUAGAAAUAAAAAAUAAUAAAGUAAAUCGAAGUGUGAAUAAAGAUAAGAUGAGAUGAGAUGGUAUUGUCCAUCUAUCUUCUUCUUCUACUCAUUCCACAUCUGACAUCUCCUAGUUUAUUUCUUUUUAGACAUGGCUAAAUCACUUUUCUUUUUCUUCUUAGCCGUCUCUCUUAUGUUUCUUCUUGCAGCGGCUUCGACAACUGCAGCUGCAGGGAACGCCACAAGUGGGUUGAGAUACGGCGGAUGUGCUCCCGGAGACACUGUUAGAGAAUGCAUAACGGCGGAGAUUGAGGAGGAUGGAGUUGAGGCUUUGGUGCGGCGGGUUCUACAGCAACAGAGGAAUAAAGUAAGCUACCGAGUUCUACAGAAGCAGAGGCCAGCUUCGAACUGUAAGAUCAUUGCUAAUUGCAUCGGAAUAGCUAAUCAGAAAAACGCACCUUGCACUUCCUACGAAAGAUGCAAACGUGCCACUGGCUAAUAUUUCGUUUAUUUUCUCUCUUGAUUAUGUGUGUGUUUGAGAUCCCUUCUUUUGUUUAUCUUUUAAAGAAUCUAAUGUAACAAUAAGAACGUCUGUCGGUUGGAAUAAAUGUUGAUCGAAUUUAAUGCAAAAAACAUUGCUUAUAUAAUACAUUGAUGAAAUUUUUAGUUUA
Messenger RNA from Raphanus sativus (radish), 654 nucleotides. Its product is annotated as protein RALF-like 27. The transcript has a single exon. The record is from RefSeq and is a predicted model, not a curated record. Bases 135 to 482 code for a protein of 115 amino acids. Lineage: Eukaryota; Viridiplantae; Streptophyta; Magnoliopsida; Brassicales; Brassicaceae.